Molecule: messenger RNA, 7374 nt
Organism: Glarea lozoyensis ATCC 20868
Lineage: Eukaryota; Fungi; Ascomycota; Leotiomycetes; Helotiales; Helotiaceae
Product: Protein kinase-like (PK-like)
Exons: 12
Coding region: 1-7374 (2457 amino acids)
Biological process (GO): protein phosphorylation; DNA damage checkpoint signaling; telomere maintenance
Cellular component (GO): nucleus
Molecular function (GO): protein serine/threonine kinase activity; protein binding
Source: RefSeq, a predicted model, not a curated record
AUGGCACCUACCGCACAAACUGGCCCCCAGAAUAUACACACAAAUGGCCAGCUUAAUGGCCAUGCACGUAGCGUAUUCGAGGCUCCGCCAUCGACUAUGGCUGUCCAACUGAUUAACAAUCUAGCGACAACCAAUAAUAGGCGGUCACAAGAACCUGAACUGGAUGAUUUGAAGCGAUUAAUGACAGAGAUUUCAGAGACCGAAAGUAGUCCACAGUCACACACUAAUGUAAAAUCGAACCUUGAGCACAAGCAUAAGUUGAUUUACGUCUUUGCUCGUGCUGUCCUGGACAGGCUUUGCAGUGAUGAUCCUUUCAACAACAUUACGCAACUCGUAUCCCAGUCUUUCGAAGCUUUCGAUAUCUUCAUUUCUACAAUUAGAGAAACACCUAGCGUUCUUGGGUACUCCAUACCCGAUGGCCAAAUCCUUCAGCAUCGUGGGCAGGAACCCCUUUGGAUAUGGCUAUUCCCAAGGGUCCUCGCGGUUUUGGGCCGGCAAGGGUGCGAAGGAUUAACGGACAAGAUCCGCGAAUUCUUUUACGUUUCUUUCCAAGUCGUGGCUCGGUCUCCAAAACUCUGGGAUCUGGCAACAGAUUUCUUCAAGUACCUGAAGGAAUGUAUAACGGUUCUCUCGAGCCAUCUUCAAAAUGCCGCGAUUAUUCCUCACGGGAACAUGUCGGCGGUGGUAUUGCCUACCAAUGAGAGGGAUUUUUUCCUAGCAUUGUAUGUCAAAAUAAGGCUUCAAGAGACAGACUUGGUCUACACUUAUACCAUUGAUGACACACCCCAUGCGAUACAGCACCUCUACAUACUACUAACUAUGCUCGUUGACAUAUCGGUGGAAGCCGGCGCCCUUUACGAUGCGAUGUCUGCCUUUGACGACUACCUUGCGUGGCUAAUAGACACUUUCUCUGCCAUGCACGAAUUGCAGAAACGCUUGAGGUCGAUUCCAAAGCUCCAAGAAACUUGCAGUAAUGUCGAAGUCAUGGCUCUUUGUGCAAUGCAAGUAUUGUUAUCUUUAGUUAACAGCUCUUUGCCAGAAGCUAUCCGACGCAAAGGUUUUAUGACACUCUCAAAUCUCUUGGCAGAUCUACUUGACACGCCAUCACGGCAGUAUAGCGAGUCUACUAUAGUCGGUAUUCGUGACAGCAUCAGCAUAUUAAUUGAGUCUUGCCACAAGUACAGUUCUAUACAUCGAUACGUAUCUCUCCACUUGGUCCCCCUUGUCGAUAAGCUAUUAGAAGAAGAUGGUGGACUCGAGACCCUUAGGCUCGAUCUUAAGGGCGCUGCUACAACCCUCCGGAAUUGUUGUAACGCAGAAUUCCUCAACGUUCCGGAGCUUGCUACCGUUGAUAGCUACGACAGUAUGGAGCUCAAUGCUGAAUUCCUGAAUCUUGGAAUCGAGAAACAUCAUAACAAGUCUGCGGACAUCGGUCCGCCUUCAAAGCGGCGGAAGGUUGAGAGAACCUACGAUAGUUUUGAUGAAGUAACCAGCGACCUGUACUCAAUUUUAGGGGCCCAGAAAGCAGUCGAAAUCUCCGAGUUGACCAUCAAUGCGCUUGCUCGGGUACCUUGCGCCUCUUCUGGAACCCUCAGCAUAACCAAAAACAAAGAUAUGAGUAUUCGAGAAUACAAUUGUGCUGUGUGUGAAGAAUCCCAGCGUACGCUAAUCGUUGAGACUUCCGAGUCGAGACAUCAGGAUGUCAGCGUCGAGGCUAUUGCGACUUUCGAAGCUGUUUUUAAUUCGCCUAGUUUUCAACAGUCUAGGAGAUGUAGGGUCGUAGCGAUGUUCGCCCUUCGUAGAUUUGCUCUUCAUUUCUCUAACACAGAGCUCAUUGAUCUUGAAGUCUCUAGACUUGGCCAGUGGUGUUUGACAUCAUUACGAAGCUCAGUACGAGAACUCCGGGUUGCUGCUGGGCGUACUUUGGUCGAAUUUCUUAAUUGCAGUGGUGCUCCCCAGGAUGUAAUACGAAGAAAUCGUUUCAAUGUCUUAGAAUUGCUUAGAGAUUACUCGGAAGAAGUAGGCGACCACCUUCAAGAAACCAUGGUCCUUGCUUGGGGCCAAGUUGGCCGAAUAUCUACCGAUGAAGAGCUCAACAUUGUGCUCUUGAGACUAGUCGCGUAUCUGGGGCAUAGUAAUCCAGUCAUCUCGGGGGUCGCAUUCAAUGAGAUCCUUCAACUUUGCAAGGUUAGUGGCGUGACUGUUGAGCGAAUGUUCAGCCCGUAUUGGAAUACAGUUGCUAUCGAAACGGUCAAAGAUCUCUUGGUCCGGCCACAAACAACUCAAUUAAUGGCAGAAUUACUAGGCGUCUCCGUCUCCGAAUUUCUCAUUCACACCCAGACUUCUACGUUACCUUGGUUAGUCUUGCUAGGUAAAGCCGAUGUCAUUGAGAGGAUUGCCGAUGCCCGCAAGGAUAAGGAAGGUUGGUUUGCGUGCUUGGAAACGUCGAACAUGGUGGCGAUACUCGCAUUCUUACUUGCUCAGAGGUCUGGCGACAUCGAAAAUUUUAUAAUGUCUCACUUAAAGGCGAUUUCUUCAAAAUUCAAGGAAAUCCCAUUUUCAGAGUUGAUGAGUGUUGAGCCUGCAUCUCAGGUUUUCUAUCUCCUAAAAGCUGCUGGUGAGGCAGAUGAGGCUAAAAAGGCCAGGAUUCAUGGAGCACUAAACAUACUGGCAAAGAAUACCAGCAUCGGGGUGGAAAACUCUCAUAGCAAAAAGGAUGUUGUUGGGCGUUUUCUUGAGCAACAUAUCCUUGGUCUUGUGGCCCGUUUCUCUGAGGUAAUCAAUGAUUCCAGGGACACGCAUCCAGUCAAGGAAAAAGAUCGAUGUGUGAAGGCUUUUGCCGAGUUAGUAAGGGCAGCUAAAGCUCAUACAAGAGUAGCUCGACCACAAAUAUGUGCGUGCCUACAAUCAGCUUUGGGAAACACUAAGCUCCAAUCGUCCGCGUUCCGCAGCUGGGCCAUGAUGCUUAGAAAUCUGGACGAUGACGACGUUGCAGCAAUGUUGGAAAGUACUUUCUCCAUCGUUAUUGAGCAUUGGGACACAUUUGAUCAAGCAAUCAGACAUCAUACCGUGGCGGUACUUCAGUACUUGAUCGACGAACGAGGCCAUCUCAUCCGAAAUACUAUUGUGAAUUUGCCAUCUCUAGGACAGUUUUCAGAGCUGUCGCACAUAGAAGAUCAAAUAAACAGUUGGAGACAAGCGACAGAUAUUGGCAAUGGCUUUCAGAUCUAUUGCCGGCGAAUUGCCCAUGAAAACGCGGGAGUCGUCGCGCAGGCCCUCGCUGAACUUAAGGAAUAUCUUUUCUUAAAUCAGGACUUUUUGCAGUCGUCAGCAAUCAGCGAACAACCAGAUCCUGUGGUGGGUGGUCUUGUUCGGUCCAUCCUAGAUACCAGUGUGAGAUUCAACAGCUUUGAUACACAUAUAUCCACGCUUUCGGCAGAAUGCAUUGGAUUGAUUGGUUGUUUGGACUCAAAUAGGGUUGAGUCAGUACGAGAACAGAGAGAGAUGGUCGUCGUGUCCAAUUUCGAGGAUGCCGGAGAAACCACCGAUUUUGUGCUCUUCAUGCUGGAAGAGGUAAUUGUCAAAGCAUUCCUCUCGGCCACAGACACAGUGUGGCAGGGGUUUCUGUCCUAUGUGAUGCAGGAACUGCUUUGGAAAUGCGACUUCAAAGAAGUCUGUGCCCCAAUCAUCGCAAGUGGGCAAAAAGACUCUAAAGAUCAAAUAUGGGAGAAGUGGUGUACUCUGCCUAUCACUGUGCGGAAUACUUUGACUCCAUUCUUGACCUCGAAAUAUCUAAUUUCUGAGCGAGAUCUACCUAAAUACUCAUAUCCAAUAUUCUCCCCUGGGAAUAUGAUUUCAGACAAGAUCUAUAACGUCUGGCUUCGAGCAUUUGUUUUAGACCUUCUUCAGAAAUCACUAAAUCUGCAUGCUAGCGUCAUCUUUCCACCAUUAUGUCGAGCCAUCAGGAUCAAGGAUAUAUCGAUUGCUAGCUUUUUACUCCCAUACGUGGCAUUGCACACUAUACUUCUUGGAAGUGACCAGCAGCGCCGCGAAAUCGGAGAUGAGCUUCUUCGAGUUCUCGUCUACGAGCCAGAGAUGGAUUCGAAAGUACGCCGCGAGGAGUUGAAAUUAUGUAUUGAGGCCGUGUUUCGUGUGCUUGAUUACCUUUCUCGGUGGGCACAAGCAAAGACUGUCUCGUCUGGUCGGAGUGGCAACCUUCCAUCAGAAGCAUUAAUUCAGUUGCAACAUGUACAAAGUGUUGUAGACAUGGUACCGUCUGAAAUUGUGUCUCAACGCGCUGUUGAGUGCAAGUCAUAUUCUCGCGCGCUAUUUUAUUGGGAACAGCACAUCCGUAAGACACGUAAUAACGAAGACAAUACGAUAUCCGAUGCUUCGCUCCUAGAGAGACUUCAGACCAUUUAUACCCAGAUAGACGAGCCAGAUGGGAUUGAGGGCAUAUCAGCCCAUCUUCAUGUCCUUGAUAUUGAGCAACAGAUCCUCGGUCAUCGCAAAGCUGGACGAUGGACCGCAGCGCAAAGUUGGUAUGAAAUUAAGCUCGCAGAGGUUCCGGAUGAUCUUGAUGUUCAAGUGAAUCUUUUGACUUGCCUUAAAGAGUCUGGCCAGCAUGAUGUCUUGCUGAAUUAUGUAGAAGGUAUGCGAACCGCGAGCGAAACUUCUCAUCGUCUCCUCCCAUUUGCCACAGAAGCUUCCUGGUCAACGGGGAGAUGGAAUGCACUAAAUAAAUAUGCAUCCAUGGCUCCGAAGGAGAUGAGCGAAGAUUUCAAUAUUAGAAUUGGCCGGACGCUGCUUGCGCUUCACGCCAGGGACAACGAGGGCUUUAAAAGCAACAUAAAACUAACAAGGAAACAAAUUGCAAGCUCGCUCUCCGCAGCGAAUACAUCAUCGCUCGGGGCUUGUCACGACACGAUGCUCAAACUACACGUCCUUACGGAGCUGGAGAUGGUCGGAGGCACUGGUAUGUCCUCGCAACUCGACCGGCCAAAGGUUCUUGCAUCUUUGAACCGCCGACUCGAGACCCUGGGUGCACAUUUGAAUGACAAACAAUAUCUGCUCAGCAUUAGACGAGCUGCAAUGCAGCUGUCGAGUUCGUAUUUUACAGAAGGGGACGUGGCUUCUGCUUGGCUGACAAGUGCCCGGCUUGCGAGAAAAGGUAACAAUAUACAUCAGUCGUUUAAUGCAGUUCUUCAUGCAUCCCAGCUCAAAGACGAUUCAGCCACUAUUGAGCACGCUCGGCUUCUGUGGAAGGAAGGCCAUCACCGCAAAGCCAUUCAAAAUCUUCAAACUGCAAUCGAAAACAACAGCUUUAUCUCGCACAAUAGAGCCGUUGACAUGACAUAUACUGGUGUCAACGCCUCGGAUCAGCAAAACUUCCUCACUGCGAGAGCACACCUUCUGCUGGCAAAAUGGCUCGAUAGCGCUGGGCAGACACAAUCAUCGAAAUUGCAGUCUCAAUACCAGCUUGCGGCGAGAACUCAUUUGAAAUGGGAAAAGGGCCAUUAUUAUCUUGGCCGCCAUUACAACAACCUUCUUGAGACGGAAAAGAACUUAACACCAGAAAAGCAGUCCCUGAAGUACCUCAGUGGAGAGACAGCAAAGCUAGUCAUUGAGAGUUAUCUUCGGUCGCUAACGUAUGGCACAAAAUAUCUCUACCAGACGUUGCCUCGAAUUUUGACCCUGUGGCUUGAUCUAGGUACACAGGUUACCCAGCCUGUGGAUCCCCGGCAUGGCCAUACAAGAGAAUUCCUUACCAAAGUCACUGAGGGUCGCAAAAGUCAUCUGAGUAGCAUCCAUAACCGCAUGAAUAAACACGUUCAAAGGUUGCCAGCCUACAUGUUUUACACCGCUCUACCCCAGAUUGUCGCUCGGAUUACUCACCCAAAUCCAGACGUCAACAGACAGCUAUCGCUCCUGAUCUAUAAGGUUGUUGUUGCCCACCCACAACAAGCUCUAUGGAGUGUGUUCGCCGUCUGCGCUUCUACGCAGAUAGAGCGCAAAACUAGAGGUGCAAGCAUUAUACAAAUGCUUCGAACGACUUCAAGCAAGAAGUCGGACAGGCCGGAUCCCAGUCAAACAGAUCUAAAAUCUAUGAUCAGAAGUGGUGAGCGACUCACCGAUCAACUAUUGCUAGCAUGCAAUGCAGGAGAUUUUACCGGCAAUCGAACAACCACUGCCAGUCUCACGCGGGACCUUGGGUUCAAUCAGAAAUCGUGCAUUCCAAACCCACUAGCUGUUCCAGCGGAGCGUGUUCUUACUGCUACUCUCCCAACUCUUGCAACGAAUGUUCUUGGCCACAAAGCAUUUUCAAGGGAUAUAGUCACCAUUAACUCGUUCUCGGACAAGGUUUUGGUUUUGAGUUCGCUUCAAAAACCCCGCAAACUUGUGGCAUACGGAUCUGAUGGGGAGGAGUACGGGCUUAUGUGCAAGCCGAAGGAUGAUCUCCGGAAAGAUCAACGUCUAAUGGAAUUCAACAGCAUGAUAAAUCGAGCUUUGAAACGAGACGCAGAGGCAAGCAGGCGGCAGCUGUACAUCAAGACCUAUGCUGUCACCCCACUAAACGAGGAGUGUGGACUGAUCGAGUGGGUGGAAGGGCUAAAGACCCUUCGGGAUAUCCUCCUCGGUCUCUACAAAUCCCAAGGUAUCUCCGUCAAUUAUAGGGAUAUCGAGGCAUGCUGUGAUCGAGUCAAAGCAGAGGCGCCCGAAACGUUGCCUUGGUUCACGAGCAAAGUUCUAGGGCAGUUCCCCGCCAUAUUCCACUUAUGGUUUGUCCAACAAUUUCCUGAACCGUCAACUUGGUUUGCUGCUCGCCUUCGGUACACCAGAUCUUGUGCUGUAAUGUCCAUGGUUGGAACGAUCCUGGGACUGGGAGAUCGUCACGGAGAAAAUAUUCUCUUCGAAGAAGGGAAUGGCGGGACUUUCCACGUUGACUUCAACUGUCUCUUUGAAAAGGGACUGACAUUUGCCAAGCCAGAGCGAGUUCCUUUCCGUUUGACCCACAACAUGGUGGACGCAAUGGGCAUGUAUGGGUAUGAGGGUCCUUUUAGAAAGUCUUCCGAACUGACUCUCACCUUGUUACGACAGCACCAAGAAACUCUCAUGACAAUUUUGGAGGCUUUCAUUUACGACCCGACGCUUGACCUGUUAAAGAAGACAGAAAAGAAGAGAAAGGAUGGCACUUUCGCUGUUGCUCAAACCGCCCAGGGUGUGCUCGAUACAAUUCAAAGAAAGGUUAAAGGUUUACUAAACGGUGAAAGUGUACCGCUGGGUGUCGAAGGCCAGGUUGAUGAAUUGAUACAACAGGCGACGAAUCAAUUCUACUUGGCCGGUAUGUACAUUGGCUGGUGCUCAUUUUUGUAG